AUGCGCGGAGGACGCAUGUACUUGCAGAUCCCAAAACUGCACGAGAAAUACGGUCCAAUCGUUCGAAUCACUCCGAACGAGAUUCACCUGAGCGACCCUGGACAAUGCCAAAAGAUAUACUCCGUCGGAUCACGGUACGGGAAGGAUCCUAUCUUCUAUGGCGCCUUUGGCACCGCAAAGUCUACCUUUACGACGGCAAGCCCGGACCUCCACCGCAUCAAGCGAUCAGCGCUAAAUCCCUUCUUCUCACGGAAGAGAGUACUCGACUUGGAGGAUAUAGUGCGACAAAAGGCGAACAAGUUAGUAUCACGCAUGCGACAGGCAUUUGAAUCCACGGGCCACAUCGACCUGCAUCACGGGUUCAGGGCGAUAUCGAUCGACGUAAUCACCGAUUAUGCAUUCGACCAAUGCUACAACUUCCUGGACGAUGAAGACUUUGGCGUCGACUUUUUCAAUAUGAUGCGAGGACUCGGACCCGCAUUCUGGUUCUUCCAGCAAUUCCCAGCGCUGCAGGCGAUUGCGGCCCGCACGCCUUUCUGGCUCGCCAGAUUGACGAGCGGAUCGUUGACGAGAAGAAUGAUGCAUCAGCAGGAAUCUUAUCGUCAUGUCCAACGGGUCAAAGACGCCGUAGACCGAGGCGAGAAGGUGCCGCGCAUGACGAUCUUCCACCAGCUUCUCUCGCCCGACGCCGUGGAGGGACAUGUGGUACCAACAGUGGACGAUCUCACGGACGAAGUUUACAUUAUCCUCGCCGCAGCGGCAGAUACGACGGGCAAUGCCAUGACAAUCGCAACGUACAACGUGGUGCGCAAUCCGAACAUUUACGACCGGCUGACGACCGAGUUGAGGGAGGCAUUCCCUGAUCCGGAUGAUGAUAUGGACUAUGUGGUUUUAGAGAAGCUACCAUACCUGACUGCUGUUAUCAAGGAAGCUUUGAGACUGUCUUUCGGAGUCAUUGGUCGGCUUCCCCGGGUUGUUCCAGAAACUGGAGCAGAGUUCAACAACUAUCAAGUGCCAGGAGGGACUGUUGUCAGCAUGAGCUCGUGGAUCAUGCACCACGAUCAGAAAUUGUUCCCCGAUCCCGAGAGAUUCGAUCCCGAUCGCUGGCUGGACCCCGACCACAGCCGAUAUCUGGAUAAAUACCUACUCGCUUUUGGAAAGGGAUCAAGACAAUGUGUUGGCAUGCAACUUGCUUAUUGCGAAGUAUAUACAACUCUAGGACACGUUUUCCGGCAGUUUGAUGACCUGACCACAGCACAUAAAUGCCGCGACGAGCUACUAUAUAAUGACUAUUUUUCUUCCUACCAUCCAGAGGAGAACAAUAAAUUUGUGUUUGAGAGAGCUUCCAAGGGCGUUUGGGGAUAA
Molecule: messenger RNA, 1365 nt
Organism: Aspergillus melleus
Lineage: Eukaryota; Fungi; Ascomycota; Eurotiomycetes; Eurotiales; Aspergillaceae
Product: cytochrome P450
Exons: 7
Coding region: 1-1365 (454 amino acids)
Molecular function (GO): oxidoreductase activity, acting on paired donors, with incorporation or reduction of molecular oxygen; heme binding; iron ion binding
Source: RefSeq, a predicted model, not a curated record